CCCAUCAGCCAUGGUCAAACCCACCGUGUUCUUCGACAUCGCUGUCGAUGGCGAGCCUUUGGGCUGCUUCUCCUUCGAGCUGUUUGCAGACAAAGUUCCAAAGACAGCAGAAAACUUUCGUGCUCUGAGCACUGGAGAGAAAGGAUUUGGUUAUAAGGGUUCCUGCUUUCACAGAAUUAUUCCAGGGUUUAUGUGCCAGGGUGGUGACUUUACACGCCAUACCAACACAAACGGUUCCCAGUUUUUCAUCUGCACUAAGACUGAAUGGUUGAAUGGCAAGCACGUGGUUUUUGGCAAGUUGAAAGAGGGCAUGAAUGUUGUGCAAGCCAUGGGGGGCUUUGGGUCCAAGAAUGGCAAGACCAGCAAGAAGAUCACCAUUGCUGACUGUGGACAACUUUAAUGAAUUUGACGUGCUUUAUCCUAAACUACCAGUUCAUUCCUUCUGUAGCUCAGGAGAGCACCCCCUCCAUCCCAUUUGCUCACAGUAUGUCUGUAAUCUUUGUGCUCUCGCUACAAUUCUUUGGGUUCCAUAUUUUCCUUAUUCCCUUCCAUGUCUAGUUGGAUUGCAGAGAAAUAAAAACUAAAUA
Messenger RNA from Carlito syrichta (Philippine tarsier), 587 nucleotides. RefSeq names its product peptidyl-prolyl cis-trans isomerase A-like. NCBI's taxonomy places the organism in Eukaryota, Metazoa, Chordata, Mammalia, Primates, Tarsiidae. Bases 11 to 400 code for a protein of 129 amino acids. Gene Ontology annotation, molecular function: peptidyl-prolyl cis-trans isomerase activity. Gene Ontology annotation, biological process: protein folding; protein peptidyl-prolyl isomerization. The record is from RefSeq and is a predicted model, not a curated record. The transcript is spliced from 2 exons.